Messenger RNA from Drosophila grimshawi, 923 nucleotides. RefSeq names its product ribosome biogenesis protein NSA2 homolog (gene Ip259). Gene Ontology annotation, cellular component: preribosome, large subunit precursor; nucleolus. NCBI's taxonomy places the organism in Eukaryota, Metazoa, Arthropoda, Insecta, Diptera, Drosophilidae. The record is from RefSeq and is a predicted model, not a curated record. The transcript is spliced from 2 exons. Gene Ontology annotation, biological process: maturation of 5.8S rRNA; maturation of LSU-rRNA. The coding region runs from base 82 to 861 and encodes 259 amino acids.
CUGUGAGCGCCGCGUGUAUUGGGCUCUUUCCUAUCGUACUUUUGGCAGACUAAGGUCUGCAGACAAAAGUCAAACAACACAAUGCCGCAAAAUGAGUACAUGGACCGCCACCGUAAAUUGUACGGUCGGCGACUCGAUUACGAGGAACGCAAACGCAAGAAGGAAGCACGUCUUCCUAAAGAUCGGGCACGCAAAGCGCGCAAAUUGCGUGGUAUUAAGGCAAAAUUGUUUAAUAAGGAGCGUCGCAAUGAAAAGAUACAAAUCAAAAAGAAGAUUCAAGCUCACGAAGAGAAGAAGGUGAAGAAGCAAGAGGAAAAGGUGGAGGAUGGAGCCCUGCCGCAUUAUCUGCUUGAUCGUGGCAUCCAGUCGAGUGCCAAGGUUCUUUCAAAUAUGAUCAAACAGAAGCGAAAGGAGAAGGCAGGCAAAUGGGAUGUACCAAUACCCAAGGUGCGUGCGCAAUCUGAUGCCGAGGUGUUCAAAGUCCUGCGAACGGGAAAAACGAAGAGGAAGGCCUGGAAACGCAUGGUGACAAAAGUGACAUUUGUUGGCGAAAAUUUCACCCGUAAACCGCCAAAGUUCGAACGCUUCAUCCGACCGAUGGCAUUGCGUAUGAAAAAGGCGCAUGUGACACAUCCAGAAUUAAAAGCAACUUUCCACUUGCCAAUCAUUGGCGUUAAAAAGAAUCCCAGCUCCCCAAUGUUCACAUCGUUGGGUGUGAUGACAAAGGGCACAGUGAUCGAAGUAAACAUCUCCGAGUUAGGCUUGGUGACGCAAACGGGCAAAGUUGUCUGGGGUAAAUACGCACAGGUCACAAACAAUCCCGAAAACGAUGGAGUUGUGAACGCUGUACUACUUGUAUAAUUCUAUUUUAAGUGUAAAAUUUGUAUCCGAGUUGCAUCAAUAAAACAAAUUAUUAAACAAUA